AUGAUCAAUACCAGCAGCGCCGUUGAUGAGCCGGAGGGAAGGCCAGUUGUCAUGGUGAUAGGGGAGCUGACCACGUAUCUCUGCCGUGCUGGCGAGACGCGCCCCUUCGCGGAGGAGGGCCCCAUACCGGCGGGUGUAUUCCGCCGUGUUCCUGCUGCUUCUGCUGCUGCUUCGGCGCCAGCAACGAUGGCGGCGCCAUCCGGACAGGAGGCGGUGUCACGUAUUGUCUUGAGGCUCCGAGAACACGUGUUCGACAGGGGUGUUGUCGUCAUUAUCCCAAUGCACUCCUCCCAAGAGUACCGAGAAGGACUUGUCUUGUUUAUGUUUGAGAGACUCCAGGUGCGGACGAUAGUUGUAUUGUCGGAUGUUGUGGCUGACGCCUUCGCAACGGGAUUUCGGGAAACACUUGUGCUGCACGCGUCACUGGAGGCCCUCAGCGUCGCCCGUUUAGAGGCGGGUGCCACACUGAAGUACGCGGCAAGCGGUGCCGGCUCACUGUCGCGCCUUGUGACGCCCAGUGCAGCCAACAGGAACUGCCCUCAGCCGAAGGAUGAGGGAUCCGAGGUGGCAAGAAAUAUAUGGAGUGGCAAAGAUGGAGGCGAUGUUGUUGUGUCAUCUUCACUUCGAAGGGCUUGGGCAGGUGGUUGUUCGCCUUCGACGGGUGUGGUGGAUCUGUUGGACGAAUUGUAUCACAAUGCGCUGGCCUCUUUCUUUGGUGAUGAUGUGUACCAGCGGGUAUUAUCAUUGAGAGGAGCUCAACCAGAAGAAGUACAGCAUAAAGGCACUCGAAUGAAGCGGGGACGCGAUGAGGGCGAGGAGAAGUACGAGGAGGAAACUGCAGCCAACGGCACGGGUCGAAGACGAGGGGCGUUGGGGCGACUCCUCGCUUCUGUCGCUGAGGACGCGCCGUUGUCGGUGAUCAUUGCGGGCGAGGCGCUGCGUGUGGCUCCUUUACUUCAAGACUUUCUUGAGGAAGCGGUCCGUGCUCGUAGCGAGACACAGGAGAGAAACAACGUAUUAUCAUCAUCGUCAUCCUCCUCUUCAUCCUCAUCAUUCACCACGUCGUCUUCGAAUGACAGUGAUUCCAACUCUACUAGCUCCUCGAGGCAGGUUGGCGGACUACUUAAUCUUCAGCAGCUGCCGCUGGCGGAGUUCCCAUGGCUGCUACCUGUCCUGGGUGGCUCGCUGGUCUCGCAGUUGUCGUUGGGGGAAUUAAGUAAGCUGCGCAUCUCCAGAGAGGAUGCUCUUUCGUCUAAGGGUGCCAUUGUACAUUGGCGUUCAGUGCUGUGA
Molecule: messenger RNA, 1290 nt
Organism: Trypanosoma grayi
Lineage: Eukaryota; Euglenozoa; Kinetoplastea; Trypanosomatida; Trypanosomatidae
Exons: 1
Coding region: 1-1290 (429 amino acids)
Source: RefSeq, a predicted model, not a curated record